AUGAAUAAACUCUCCUGGUUGGGUGCUCCCUCCUGCCAGCGAGGCAGCUACGCCUUCUACAAGUCGGUGGGCAGCAGGAGGAAACCCGACGGCCCCGUCCAGGUCUGGAGGCUCGGAGAGUUUUACUUCAUCCGCUGCGGACCGCAGGAGCCCGUCUGCAUCGCUGAGGUGACCUUACUGUGGGAGGACCAGACGCAGCGACACCUGCUGGCCAGCGCUCGACUCUACUUCCUGCCCGAAGACACACCGAAGGGUCGGACCCGGGAGCACGGAGAGGAUGAGGUUCUGGCCGUCUCCAGGAAGAUGGUGCUGCGUGUGGAGGAUCUGGUUCGAUGGUCGUGUUUGGAGCCGAUCGGUUGGAGUUCGGAGCCGACGGAGCUAAAGGAGCUAACGGAGCUAAAGGCGCUAACGGAGCUAAAGGCGCUAACGGAGCUAAAGGAACUACCUGAGGUGACGGAGCCGAUGGAGCCGACCGAGCCGUCGGAGCCGACCGAGCCGAUGGAGGUGACCGAGGUGACGGAGGUGACCGAGCCGACGGAGCUAAAGGAGCUAACGGAGCCGACCGAGCCGUCGGAGCCCACCGAGCCGUCGGAGCCGACCGAGGUGACGGAGCCGGCAGAGGUGACGGAGGUGACGGAACUGACGGAGCUGACGGAGCUGACGGAGCCCACGGAGCCGUGUGAGACGAACGGACUCCAUAAAAGUUUUGAGAGCAGCGACAGUAACGAGGACGAACCGCUCAAAGACAAAACUGAGAACGGCCUGGAGGAUCAUCAUGGCGUGAAGGUUCUCAGCUAUCCUCAGUACUGCCGUUACCGCUCGCUGCAGAGACGCAUCGCUGAGCGAGCGCGAGGCCUCGGCCUGCAGGACUCUCACCUGCUCGCUCUGGGAGGCGUCAGAGUGAAACCCAACAUCAGGGUGGUUUACUGCAGGGACACAUUCAGCCACCCGACGCUGGAGAACAGCACCAGCUUCUCCUGGCAGUUCAGAUGUCCGUCUCUCAGUCUUCGUGGUCGACCUCGUAAGAGAAGAGGACGAGACGGAAAAGACUCGCCAACCUCCAACCAAUCAGAGUCCUGGAUCGAGAGGAUGAAGGAGAACGUGAUGGGCAGCGUGGAGGUGGGCUGUGAAGGCAGCUGGCUUCCUCAUCCUGAAGAACAGCUGUUCCUGGAUCAGCUGUUCAUCUUCAUGGACCGGAACGGAUCGCCCAUCCACAAAGUCCCAAACCUCGGCUUCAAGAAGAUCGACCUCUUCCUCAUGUACUCUGUGGUCAAACGGCUCGGCGGAUAUGAAAAGGUGACAUCAGACCGACUCUGGAAAGUGGUUUAUAACGAGCUGGGAGGUUGUCCCGGCAGCACCAGCGCUGCGACCUGCACCAGGAGACACUACGAGAGGUUGAUGCUUCCUUACGAGGAGCAUCUCAGAGCGGGAGGAACCGAACUCAAAGUCCCAGAAUCCCCCUUGCCACCAAAGCCCAGAGGCAUCAGAGGAAGGAAACCGCUUCAGAGGGGAAGAAAACCAGGACCCAAACCCAAGAAGAUCCUGAUCCCUCCUCCUCCUUCUCCUCGUACUAUCGUGAACGCAGACGGCACCAUAGUGGUGAAGAGAGGACGCGGUCGGCCGCCGGGCAAACGCAACAAAGCCACGCUGAUCGCUCAGGCCAAGCUGAUGGCUCAGCAGCAGGCUAAAGCUAAAGUUACCGCCACCGUCGAGUGUCAGCUGCUCCCACCCAGAGGAAGAGGAGGACCGACCCCCAGCAGCACACACAGGGUGCCGCAGCCUCUCCAGACUGGCAACCUGCAGCCUGUCCAGCCAGCCAUCCUCCCCGCCAACAUGCCCCUCACCCCGGACCUCUCGCCCAUGUCCGCCCCCUUCCUUCCCUUCCAGCCCAAACCCAAGGACCUGAAGGACCGGGUGGAGUGUGCGACUCCGGGCGUGCUGCUCUCCGCUCUGCCCCGUCACUUCGUCGGCGGGUCUCUGGGCGGUUUCAGCCCCAUCAAAGGCCUGUGUCCCCUGGACGUCCUGAGGAGCCGCGUGGGUUUCCAGAGGAGCCUGGAGAGCCCGGCCCUGACGCCUCAAGACCCGACCCAGCACCACACAACUAUCUACACCCUGCAGCCUAAAAGCGUAAGCCCGGAAACCCCUCAUCCGAGCGGGGACCAGCUCCAACCUCAGCCUCACCCGGCGCCCCACCUCCACAACCGCUGCUCGGGGUGCAAUGUGGACGAGGCAGCGCAGAGAGGAGGCGGCCGGGACCAAAGGAGCCGGCUUCCUCUGCCGCCUCUUCGGGUGCUGCCGUUGGAUCUGGACUGCAGCGUUCAGGUCCGGCAGCUGAUGAGGACUCGUCUGGACUCGUCUCAGUUCCAGACAUUCACCCGCCGACUGUCUGAGGCGCUGUCCCAGGACCUGAGCACCAAGCCCCCCUGUUCUCCCAUCACCCCUCCCCCCGAGCAGGCCCUCCCCCUCAACCUCAGCAAGCGCUUCACGACUAAGAGACCCAGCACAGACGGACCGGAACCUAACGCGGAUCAGCCGUCAGCCAAGAGACCCAGAGCGGAGCCUGCGGAGGACUUCAGCCCGAGCAGCCGGUCCAGCUGUGGAGGGAGUGGAGGAGGAGUCCAGGAGGUGGAGAUGAAGAACCAAGAAGAACCUGCAGACCUGAGCUCCCCCAGCAGGAUCAGGGCCUUCCUGCUCGGGCUGCCACCCUUCCAGGUGAAGCUCGAGGAGGAUCUGACCGGGAUGAGGUUUGGGAAAUUCCUUCCUCCUCCGGGAUCCGAAGCCGAAACCCAGCGGACUGCGAAAGAGCGAGGUGACGGAGGAGUAAAGAAAGAAGUGAAGAAGGAGGACGACGACGCGGUGGAAGCGGAGCAACGCGACACCGAGAAGUCGGAGCAGAAAGAUCCGACGCAGAUGGAGUCCACGACCAUAGCGGUGGAGUUCGUUAAAGGCGAAGAUGUCGAGACGGGAAUCCAGGAUGUUAAAGAGGAAGCGAAGAGCUCGGCGAUCUCCUCCGUGGGUCAGAUGGAGGAUUUCGGAGGCCAGCAGAUCGGAGACGUGGAGAAAAUGGAGUGCGAUGUUGAAGCCUCCAGCAAAGGGCUGCCGAGCCCCGUCCUGCCGCAGCCCACCGCUCUGGUUAUGGCCCAGCAGAGCUGAACAGCCCUCAAACACUGUUGUUUUUUAGCAUUAUGGGAUAGAAAAGCUGUCGGAUACGUGGAGGAUUUGGAAUCUGGAAAGUUGUAUCCAGCGUUGGGAGCUUCAGUGGUGGAUCGGCUCAUGUUGGAGCCUGAAUACUCGAAGCAGGGAUGUUUCUUUUCUUCAUCUUUGAGAACAUCUGAACUUCUCUCUGUUUCUGUCUCUUUGUUAUUUCCUGUUUUUUUUUUGUGGUUUUCGAUCACAUCAUUGAUUGAACUUUGCAGAGGAAUGUCGACAAAGAGACUCAUGACAAUCACAAAUCAGUUUCUCUUCAUUUCUCUGAUUAUUUCUGUCUCUUUAAGGUUAAAAAAGAAACAGGAGCGAGACUGUGACUCUAACAAACACUGCCAUAACCCUCCAUAACACUAUUAACUCCAUUAUUCAAUGUUACAGUGAAAUAUUGAAUAAGAUCCUUAUUAUGUAAAAUCAAAUCAAUAUUACAUCUAUGGGUGAUGCUAUGCAUCAAGACUUCAUUGAUUAGCAUCUAGAGUGUACUGUAGUUUGGUAGCUUCAUUUUUAAAUUGUACUCUACUUCUGUAGAGAAAUAGUUAUUUUCUGAUAAAGUGUUUAGAUGUUAUCUGGAGCUCCGAGUGGAAAGCUCCUCAGUCUUCACAUUAUAGCUCGUUAAGUGAAGCGUUUCUAUAGUCCUGCUCGUUAGCUGAAAUUAUAUAAACUCCCUUUUUCUUACACAUACGUGCCUUAACUGGCCUGCGAUCUGUCAUCGCCGGCUUCAAACAUUCACUUAAAGAGAUACCUUGAUGUUGGACCUGUUUAGUUUGACUUCACUCCUCGGCAGGGCUGGGUAUGUUUGAGAUUAUUAGACGCACGUUUUCCUUCAAAACCUUCAAAACACAGCU
This is a messenger RNA of Scomber scombrus (Atlantic mackerel), 4049 nucleotides long. RefSeq lists its product as uncharacterized. Gene Ontology annotation, molecular function: transcription cis-regulatory region binding. Gene Ontology annotation, cellular component: nucleus. NCBI's taxonomy places the organism in Eukaryota, Metazoa, Chordata, Actinopteri, Scombriformes, Scombridae. The record is from RefSeq and is a predicted model, not a curated record. The transcript has 12 exons. The coding region runs from base 1 to 3153 and encodes 1050 amino acids. Gene Ontology annotation, biological process: regulation of transcription by RNA polymerase II.